Wyeomyia smithii (pitcher-plant mosquito) is the source of this 4321-nucleotide messenger RNA. It is a transcript of the gene BicC, whose product is annotated as protein bicaudal C. Gene Ontology annotation, molecular function: protein binding; RNA binding. NCBI's taxonomy places the organism in Eukaryota, Metazoa, Arthropoda, Insecta, Diptera, Culicidae. The record is from RefSeq and is a predicted model, not a curated record. The coding region runs from base 521 to 3082 and encodes 853 amino acids. Gene Ontology annotation, cellular component: cytoplasm. The transcript is spliced from 11 exons.
GUGCGUGUUCAUCAGUUCGACACACGACGCGCGAUCGCCAGUGCGAUCCAAUAGACCAGACUGCUAUUGAUUUUGUGAAAAAUUGAUACCUAGCGAGGGAAAGAGCGGCGGCCGGCCGUAAAAAAAUUAAAGUCGCGUGAUUUUAUACAGUGAACAAUUUAUUGCAUGCACUCUAGUACGUAGUCAACGCAACGGCCAUUUGUGUGUGAUCCAAAAAUACUUGUGCAAGUUGGCGGACAAUUCUUCUAGAACAGUGGACGGCAUUAAUCGAAUCCAAUUAAACUCCUGGAAACUGCGGUUAUGGUCCACAAAACUGAGUGAAAGAGAUUGAUAUUACACAGCGAGGGAAAAAACCGGGUGACUGUCACAUAUUGUCGUACCGUUGAAGUUCAUUGAAGCUCAUACCGAGCAUACCAAUAGACCAAUUACCGGCGUACACCAUAGAGCAGUAACUAUCAAGAGCACAAAAGAAAAACUGCCUACAGCCUUCAUUCGGCACGAUAAAACCAGGAGUUGAAAAAUGAUGGCAUCCUGCACGCCUUUCAACAAGCACAUCUUCAUCAACGGUGGUCCACCGAGUGAAACGACCGGUAGCGAAAUCUCGUCGGUCGAAAGUGACUGGGGCGACCUGCGGUUGAUUGCGGCUCAGCUAGGCGUAGCCAACCCGGACGACCUGCAUGUGGAACGGUUUAAAGUUGACCGCCAGAAGUUGGAGGAUAUGAUUAAAGUUGAAACGUAUUCAGAAGGGAUGAAUAGUGCAGAGGAAUUCUUCACGAAUAUCAUGAAGGAAACCACCACUUACGUCAGCUGGCCGUGCCGGCUGAAAAUCGGCGCCAAAACCAAGAAGGAUCCGCACAUCCGGAUCGUAGGCAAAAUGGCCGAUGUGUUGAAAGCGAAGGACGGAGUGAUGGCACGUUUGGACUCUCGGGGGAGCCGCGUCAUUAUGAAAAUGGAUGUCUCGUACACGGAUCACUCGUUCAUUAUCGGCCGCGGGGGAAACAACAUCAAGCGCAUUAUGGAGGAAACGGCGACCCACAUCCACUUCCCGGACUCGAACCGGUCGAAUCCUACGGAGAAGAGCAACCAGGUGUCGCUGUGCGGUAGUCUGGAGGGUGUCGAGCGGGCACGUGCGCUGGUGCGCAUCUCGACGCCGUUGCUGAUCUCGUUCGAGUUGCCUAUCCUGGCCCCCGGCAAGACGCCGCCGGACAACGAAACGCCGUACGUGAAAGAGGUCGAAAAGGAAUUCAACGUGCAGGUGAUAUUCUCUACCAGGCCGAAAUUGCACUCCUCAUUGGUGCUGGUCAAGGGGUCCGAAAAGGAGGAGCUGAAGGUGAAGGAAGCCACCCGUCGGCUGAUGGAUUUGAUGUGUGAGAGCAUUGCGAGUCAAAUUCCAGUGCAGAUGCAGCUGGAAAUUUCUACCCAACAUCAUCCGAUUGUGCUUGGCCGAGCUUCCAGCAAUUUGCGAGAAAUUAUGAGCAGAACCGGAACACAGAUAAUGUUCCCGGAUGCGAACGACGUAAACAUAAAGCCAAUCAAGCGUUCCCAGGUGACCAUUACCGGUUCGAUCAACGGCGUCUAUCUGGCAAGACAGCAAUUAAUAGGCAGCCUCCCGAUUGCAUUGAUAUUCGACUACCCGGAGAAUACGGUCGACUCGGAAGAGAUUGCCAAGCUGAUGUUCGCGCACGACGUUUUCAUAUCGGUACGGCAAAAGUCCCGCCAGAGCACUCUGUGCAUCGUCAUCAAAGGAAUCGAGAAGUUUAUCUCCAACAUUUAUGAAGCCCGGUAUAAUCUACUCAAGUGUACCGGUCCCAAUGUGGUCGUGGACAUACCGCGAUCCUAUUUGGGGCCAAACGAGCAGGCAAAAAAUUCUCAGAAUGUGUCGCAAAUGCUGGCUGGACCAGUUCCGCAACCAUUUUCUCCACUAUCGCCGAUAAAUCCUAUACCGUUUACCAACACGUGGCCAUCGCCAACCCCGGCUGCAGAAUUCGCUCUGAACCAAAUGCGCAAUCAAUUUUCAAACUUUCACUUGGGAACCCCCAAAAUGCAUUCACUGGCGGUCCCACCGGGUUUGGGAAAUUUUACCAACCCCGUGAAGUCGCAGCUGUCAAUAAAUACAACACUCGGUCAAACACAUUUACAAGUUCCUGGUGCGCACCUUCCGCUCAGUAACCGCAGUUCCAACAGUAGCAGCAUUAACGGAUCCUGUCAGAAUACCAGUAAUAGUAGCGCCAGCGGUGACCACUCCAGCGGUUAUCACAGCUUAAAUUGUAGCAACAGUUCUCUGGACCAGCAGCUGCAUGUAAGCAACACUUCUCUUCCUGGUCCAUCCGGUUCGGCUGGUUCUUCUUUGAUGAACAGCUCCCCGGAAAACAAUGCUAGCGGAGCAGCCUUGAACCGAUGUCGUCACAUGAGCUACAAUGAAAGUCCCCAGUUCCAGGCGGAUUAUGGUGACCAGCGGACGCCGAUGCCCUACGAGCACAAGAGCACACUUAACGAUUCCUUCGUGUUUAAUUUUGACCCACGCGUCGUCGCCGGCUACAAGGCAAUGCACAUGCCGCCUCAGCAUGGGGAGCUACGCACUCCGACACCGUCCUGGCAGGGACUCGGUCUCAGCCAGACGUCCCCGGUGCCACUGGAAGCUUGCGACCUCAGCUGGGCCAGCAGCAGUGGCAGCAGCGGGGGAGGCGGCACUGGUGGGGCCGCCGGAAGCGAUUCACGCCUCAACAUGACGACCACGAUGAUCGAUGUCACUCCGAUGCGGCAACGUGAGCAGCUAUCGCAGUACAAUGACGUUACUUCCAUACUGACCAACCUGGGCCUGGAGCAUUACAUCAAAAACUUCAUCAACGGUGAAAUUGACAUGACCGUAUUCCAAACACUCACCGACCAAGACUUACUGAAUCUGGACAUCAAACCGCUGGGGGCACGUCGCAAGAUUUUGAUGGCCAUUCACGACCUGUACACGCGUCACCACGGCAAUCCGUUCGCCAACAUGUCACCGGCUUCGUCGUCAUCGUCAAUGUCACGCUUCUCAGGUUCGGCCGCACCUGGAGCGGAGCGGCGCACCUCCAGCGGUCAAUAGAUGCAUGCAGGCUGGCAGAGGCGACGAUUGAAAGUGUUACGGUGCUGCCGAAAAAAUGAAUCUCUUCGUGACAAUAAACACCGGAACAACAGACUUGCAGGAAUCUCAAAAAGGCCAACGGCGGCGAAUGCAAGAUGUAGAGGACAAGGAUAAAAAUUAAUUAAACUCCCUUUUAAUUAAUUAUUUCCAUGCAAUCGCUCGUGUCGCAUCCCAUCGUCGAAGAGAUACUAAUUGCUUAUCGAUUGCCUGAAUUGUGCCCGCCGGAUAUUCCGUUUAGACUUUGUUUGUUCACGAGAUUUUGCAGCCUCACAGCGGCAGAAAAUGGACGACAACUGCAGUUCCGCGGAAAGCGCACUACAAAAUGUAUCGUCUUGUUCUGCAUGGAUUCCAUCUGCCCGGUGGGAAUUGAUCCGAAGACGAUCUGUGCACAGAAUUUGAACACGUUAAUCUGGAACACAAUUGCUUCAUAGUCCGUUCUAGUUGCCACCGGAGAUAAGCGUGCCGUAAGGAGAAAAUAUUUUCAAUUAAAUACCAUACCAACAGCGCUAGCCUAUCUGCAGAAUGCAGAUCCUCAUCGUCCCCCAGCCCGACAUCACCCGCGUCUUCUGCAUCAUAUUUAUUGCAUUCGUAAUCCUCACAUUCACCACAUUCAAUUAACACUCAUCACUCACACAGAGCACUCGUUUCAAAUUGCAUGCGAUUCACACAGUUUUUAAAUAUUCCGGUGAAACAUAAUAGCUCUUUUCAUUGCGUAGAAAAUUUAAGCCACACGGCCGGGGCAGUAAUUAAGUCGACACAGUUCUGCUUCUACGAGGAGAAGAACUGCGACGACCGUUUAAUUUCGGGCCAUUUGAAUAAAAAUUCAAUUUUUGCAUCCACCGGCAGCCAUUCCGUGCGAAAGUGGCAUUUGGUUGCCCGCGUGAGAAUUCUCCCAGCGAAACGGAAGCUUGUUCGACGCUACUCUGUUACUACUGCUGGCAGAUCCUAAUGUGCAAUGCUUAUUAUAGCUUAUCGAGGGAAAAAACAACAAAAAAAAAGAUGUCGUUUCAAGCUCCCGUUCCGACUGGGAAUGUUGUUAAUAGUAUUAAGGUUCCGGUUAGGCGCUUCUUUCAUACAACGUACAAUUUGCAUGAGCUACUAGUACAUAUCGAUAAAUUUAUUCACAGUUUUUCCUAAUUGUAAGCAUUGAAGAAAUAUUUUAAUUAAACUUGCAUGUUCGAUUACCAUUCAGCAGUUGAA